Messenger RNA from Glycine soja, 420 nucleotides. RefSeq lists its product as uncharacterized. The transcript has a single exon. The record is from RefSeq and is a predicted model, not a curated record. The coding region runs from base 1 to 420 and encodes 139 amino acids. NCBI's taxonomy places the organism in Eukaryota, Viridiplantae, Streptophyta, Magnoliopsida, Fabales, Fabaceae.
AUGAGUAAAGAGUUUAAAGGAGGAAUGAAAGAAGCCUUUGAAAUUACUGAUCUUGGAAAAAUGUCUUAUUUCCUUGGUAUGCAGGUGCAACAAGAUAGAGGUGAAGUCUUUGUAAGUCAAGAAAAAUAUGCAAAGGAAAUUCUUAGAAAGUUCAAGAUGGAGGAAUGCAAGCCAAUUGCAACGCUAAUGAAUCAAAAGGAGAAAUUCAGCAAUAAAGAUGGAGCUGAAAAGGUUGAUGAAAAACUGUACAGAAGCUUAAUAGGAUGUCUGGUGUAUUUGACUGCAACCAGGCCAGACAUUACCUAUGUAGUAAACUUGUUGUCACAAUAUAUGCACUGUGCUAGUGAGAUUCAUUUUAAGGCAACUAAAAGAAUCCUGAGAUAUAUCAAGGGUACUAUUGGUUAUGGAGUGAAGUUUUAG